Beauveria bassiana ARSEF 2860 is the source of this 1614-nucleotide messenger RNA. RefSeq names its product major facilitator superfamily transporter. Gene Ontology annotation, biological process: transmembrane transport. Lineage: Eukaryota; Fungi; Ascomycota; Sordariomycetes; Hypocreales; Cordycipitaceae. Gene Ontology annotation, molecular function: transmembrane transporter activity. The transcript has 3 exons. Gene Ontology annotation, cellular component: membrane. The coding region runs from base 1 to 1614 and encodes 537 amino acids. The record is from RefSeq and is a predicted model, not a curated record.
AUGGACGACAAGAUCUCGCCUGCCGGCGUUUCUGGCGCUCGCGACACCGAAAAGCAGCAAGUUGAAAACGUCGAAUACUCGGGCUACGACAUGACCUCUUCGCCGCCGCCGCCCGCGAAUGCAAGUCUUGCUGCCGUGGCCGAGGCUCACGGCAUCCAGCUUCCCACCAUUGACCCCGCGCGCCGCGUUGCCGUCGAGAAGAGUCUCAAACGCAAACUCGACGCACGGUGUUCCAUCUUCAUCUUGAUCUACAUCAUGAACUAUCUCGACCGCAACAAUCUGGCGUCGGCGAGACUCAAGGGCCUGCAGGAGGAUCUCAAGCUCGAUGACACCCAGUACGCGACCUGCCUGAGCAUUCUCUACGUUGGCUACAUCCUCAUGCAGGUGCCGUCCAACAUGUUCAUCAACCGCAUCUCCCGCCCAUCUCUGUACAUUGCGGGCGCCAUGCUGCUCUGGGGCAUCAUCUCCACCCUCUCCGGCAACGCCCAGGGCUUUGGCAGCAUGGUCGCCAUCCGCUUCCUCCUCGGCUUCAUUGAAGCCGCCUUCCUCCCCGGCGCGCUCCUCAUCCUCUCCAAAUGGUACACGCGCCGCGAGCUCACCAAGCGCAACGCCCUGCUCUUCUGCGGCAACCUCAUCUCCAACGCCUUUUCGGCCCUCGUCGGCGCCGGCGUCCUGUCCAACAUGAACGGCGUCCUCGGCCACGCCGCCUGGCGCUGGCUCUUUUGGAUCGAGGGCGCCGCCACCUGCACCAUUGCCAUUAUCUCGGCCUUUGUGCUGCCCGAUCUCCCGCACAACACGCGCGGCUUCACGGAAGAGGAGCGCCAGGUGGCCCAGCUGCGCAUCAUCGAGGAUGUCGGUGAGCUCGACUCGGAUGCCAACCAGGGGCCCUUGGACGGCCUCAAGAUGGCCCUCAAGGACGUCAAGAUUUACGUCAUGAUGUUUACCUUUACCGCCUACGUCGUUGGCCUAUCUUUCAAUGCCUUUUUCCCCAGCUUGACCCAGACACUCGGCUUCAGCUACGUUCCUACUCUGCUAAUGAGCGCUCCUCCCUGGGUCUUUGCCUGCAUUGUCUCGUACUUUGUCGCCUGGAACUCGGAUCGUACGCAAGAACGAUUCUGGCACAUUGUCACCCCUAUGCUCGUCGGCGUCGUCGGCUUCGUCAUCUGCAUGUCCACCCUCAACGUCCCCGCCCGCUACGUCGCCCUCUUCCUGCAAACCAGCUCCUACGCCGGCUACAUUGUCUUUUACUCGUGGAUCGCCUCCUCUUUUCCGCGCCCUCCCGCCAAGCGCGCCGUCGCCAUUGCCAUCAUCAACGCCUUUGCCCAGCUCGGCAACGUCGCCGGCUCCUACGUCUGGGACCUCAAGGAAAACGGCUACCGCAAGAGCUACGCCAUUGUCCUGUCCAUGUUUGGCAUCACCAUCUUUGGCUGCUGGAUUGUGCGCGUCAUGCUCGUCAGCCUCAACAAGCAGCUCGAGAAGAGCGAGGCAUCCUCGGACGAGGCCGAGGGAGCUUCCACCGCGGCUGGCGCGACGGGCGCCGCCGGCGCUGUGCAGAUUCUCAACAGCCCCGACGAGGCUCUCCAGAUGCGCAAGGGCUUCCGCUAUCUCGUCUAA